CUUCCAUUCACCAUCAUCAUCAUCUUAUAAUGUCUGGUUCUUUCAAUCGUGGCACAAGGGAUACAUCUAGACAAACAGAUAGAAAUGCUCGUUCGUCCCCUUAUCUGAGACAUGAUUCAAGGGCCGAUCAAGAUAAAUGGAAGCAUGAUAAGUAUAAUCAACGAGAUGAAAGGCUUGGAAAUCGGAUAGAAAGUCGGGGUAAUUCUUCGUCAAUUGCUAAUACGCCUUCAGCUAAAUUGAUCGUUAAAGGCUUGCAUUAUGAGAUUGGUAAUGAUGAGUUAAUGGAAAUAUUUCAACGUAUUGGUCCUAUUGCUAAAGCUUCCGUUCGAUAUGAUCGUACCGGUCGUUCAGUCGGCGUUGCAACCGUUAUCUAUGCAGAUCAAAAAGAUGCAAUUCGUGCAAAACAAGAAUAUGAUGGUGCAAAUGCAAAGGGUCAUCCGCUCUCCAUCUCCUUUGAACCAAUGCGGGAAGAUAGAAUUGCUCAAUCUGGAUCAUCAGGUGGAAAAGGACUUCUGGAAAGACUACAAGGAGGUGGUAGUGAGCUUUCUGCCCGGAUUGGUGGUACGACUGGAUCGCAGAGAGGUGUUCCACCACCCAACGCACCAAAAGGUCCCGCCUCAGAAGCAUCAUCACACCCUCAACAAUCACGUCAGCGUGGUGGAAGAGGUGGAAGGGGGUUCUCACGAGGUGGCGGUCGUGGGGGAAGAAGAACGAAAGGGCCUGCUCCUACUUCUGAUAGUCUAGAUGCGGAACUCGAUGAUUUCAUGAAGAACACAUCGGGAUCAAAUGGAAGUAUGCAUGCACCACCCUCACAAGACGUUGAAAUGAAGUAGAACAGCAUUGUACUAUAUUUAUCCUAUUAUUCAGUGUAUCUUAACAUAUCUAUUUUACAUAACGACUCAAUUGUUCUGC
Messenger RNA from Meira miltonrushii, 912 nucleotides. Its product is annotated as RNA-binding domain-containing protein. Gene Ontology annotation, cellular component: nucleus. The transcript is spliced from 3 exons. Gene Ontology annotation, molecular function: mRNA binding. The record is from RefSeq and is a predicted model, not a curated record. Gene Ontology annotation, biological process: mRNA export from nucleus. NCBI's taxonomy places the organism in Eukaryota, Fungi, Basidiomycota, Exobasidiomycetes, Exobasidiales, Brachybasidiaceae. The coding region runs from base 30 to 833 and encodes 267 amino acids.